Molecule: messenger RNA, 818 nt
Organism: Impatiens glandulifera
Lineage: Eukaryota; Viridiplantae; Streptophyta; Magnoliopsida; Ericales; Balsaminaceae
Product: macro domain-containing protein XCC3184-like
Exons: 6
Coding region: 270-719 (149 amino acids)
Source: RefSeq, a predicted model, not a curated record
UCGACGGUGGUGUCGAAAGGAGGAAGAAUCAGUGAUGACGACGACGACCGUCAAACUGUUCAGUUUCAAUUGUCUCCAUCAAGUGCCUUUGUUAUCCACAAGGGCGACAUCACUCAGUGGUUCGUGGACGGCUCCUCCGACGCUAUAGUAAUAAGUCAUUUCCCAACAAGGGCUGAAUCCUUUCUUAUGAUUGCCUAAAUCAUGGUCAACUUUCCAUAAGAAGUGUUGUUGAAUAAUUAAUCAUCCAGGUCAAUCCAGCAAACGAAGGAAUGCUUGGAGGUGCUGGUGCUGAUGGAGCCAUACACAAAGCAGCUGGUCCAGAGCUUCGAGCCGCAUGCUACAAGCACAAGGAAGUUCGAGCUGGCAUCCGUUGCCCCGUAGGAGAAGCCAGAAUCACUCGUGGCUUUAAAUUAGCUGCAUCUCAUGUAAUUCACACAGUUGGGCCCGUGCAUUUCAUACACCCUAAUCCUGAAGCAUCUUUAAGGAAUGCAUACAGAAACACCUUACAAAUUGCAAAACAGAACAACAUUCACUAUAUUGCUUUUCCUGCUAUAUCAUGUGGGGUUCACAGGUAUCCUUAUGAUGAAGCUGCCACAGUUGCUAUAACUACUAUCAAAGAGUUUUCAAAUGAUUUCAAAGAGGUUCAUUUUGUGCUAUUCUCGGAUGACAUAUAUAAUGUUUGGCUCUCCAAGGCCAAAGACAUGCUCCAACAUCACUGAGAACUUUCUAAUCUUCUCCAAUUAUAUUAAUAUGUAAUAUCAUUGUUAGUUCAUACCAAAUAUAUUGUUCAAUUGAGAAUAAAACAACAUUAUUAGACC